Messenger RNA from Sebastes umbrosus (honeycomb rockfish), 2080 nucleotides. RefSeq names its product activating transcription factor 4b (gene atf4b). Gene Ontology annotation, molecular function: RNA polymerase II transcription regulatory region sequence-specific DNA binding; DNA-binding transcription activator activity, RNA polymerase II-specific. The record is from RefSeq and is a predicted model, not a curated record. The transcript has 3 exons. NCBI's taxonomy places the organism in Eukaryota, Metazoa, Chordata, Actinopteri, Perciformes, Sebastidae. Gene Ontology annotation, biological process: regulation of transcription by RNA polymerase II. The coding region runs from base 287 to 1681 and encodes 464 amino acids. Gene Ontology annotation, cellular component: ATF1-ATF4 transcription factor complex; nucleus; ATF4-CREB1 transcription factor complex.
CACCGCGCCACCACAUUCGCCAUUUUCCCUCCCGAGGAACAACAAACGAAGAGAAAUACCACAUUGACGAACAGCGCUCUAUCAGGCCGAAAUGGCAGUCUAAAAGUGUGCCGCUACCCAGCCGCCAACAAAACAGUGCAUCCAACCAGUGCACUGACUCACUUCCAAUUCAGAAACAUGUUGUCCUUCGUGGAAACCCUCAGCACUGCUGCAUCCGACAGCAUAAAAGAGUUGGAGACUUUCCUCUCGUCGUCGCGCACCCCGUUCGUGACCAACAACAGCCACUAUGACCAUGAUGAUGACAAACUCACAGUUUGGCCUGGAAGACAUGGAGGCCCUUCUCUGGGGUCCUUCCUCUCCCAUGGCUGACGCCAUCAGCUUCUUAACUUCACGUCCUGACCAAGAAGAACAACAGGAAGGAGGAGGACCCUCGUCGUUGGGCGACACUUCACCCGUGUCGCCUCUCACCUCCUCGUCGCUGUCCUCUUCCUCCUCUCCUCCUCCCUUUUACUCUCCUCCUCCCUCGCCGCCGGACGUCCUCCUCCAGGGGGACAAAGCUGGGAUGGAGUCCGACAUGCUCUCCCUCCCCUGGUUGGGCCAUCCUAGUCAGCUGAGACCGACCGUCUCAGAUGACAGCAAAGAGGAUAUGUUCUGUGACCUGGACUGGAUGGCUGAGAGGGUGGAUCUGAACGAGUUUGACCUGGACUCUCUGAUUGGCUCCUGCAGUCCUAGUGAAGAGCCCCCCAGCUGUCCAGCGGACCUCCUAGCCUCCCUGGAUUGCCCCAUGGAGCUCGACUCCCUCCCAAUGCCCACUCUCUCAACCCCCGUGCUCUCCAGUCUUCCCUCUGCUUCUCUUCCAAGCAUACCUCCACCGACCCCUCCCACUGUCUGCUCAGAUCCGUCAGUCAUUACAGUGGAUGAGGCUGAGUCUUACAUAGACGAACAGGAUGUCCCUUGCCUCCCCCUGUGCGUCCCAGAGCCACAACACGAGCUGGAAAUCAAAUCCGAGCCCGCUUCUCCAGACCCGCCUUCCCCUCCCAUGGUCGACUCUCCCUCCUCCCCAGCCUACACCCUGGACCUGGGCAGUGAAGUAGACGUCUCAGAGAGCGAGGUGAGUGAAGUAGACGUCUCAGAGAGGGAGGUGAAGCCAGUGGUCGUUUCUGUCGUCCCUCAGGUCCCGAGGAUCGUGCUCACCCUUUCGCCGACCCGCAUCGUCCUCGUGCUGGCUCCCAAAGAUGAAAUCGGGAUCACCACCACCACUGUAACCACCACAUCAGCGGUCGUUCAUUCCUCCCCUCCUGCCUCCACUCCAACAAAGUCCUUCAGAAGCAGACCGUACCCCGAGCCCGCAUAUAAAGCCAGUCCACCGUCUCCCAGCGCCACCAGCUUCAAAGUCAAGUCCCAGCGGGGUGCAGAUGGAGACGAACGGGCGACUUCGAAGCCACCAAAGGCGAAGAAGCUGAAGAAGAUGGAGCAGAAUAAGACGGCGGCCACACGUUACAGGCAGAAGAAGAAAACCGAGCAGGAAUGCCUUCUUGAAGAGCACACACUGCUGGAGAGGAAGAACAUGGAGCUGACGGAGAAGGCUGAAUCCAUGGCCAGGGAGAUCGAGUACCUGAAAGAGCUGAUGGACGAAGUCCGCCAUGCCAGGACCAAAAAAGAUCUCAGUGCUGACCCCUAGUGGUCGGACCUAACAAUGACAUAUGUGUGUGUAAUAGGAAGUGACAAUUGAGAAAGUGGGCUCACCAGUUUUUAUGUCUUUCAUGCAAACAAGUAUCUGUAAAGAAUGUUUUGACCACACAACAUGUCUUGGAUCCACAAUCCAGCAAAACUGAUUUAUUUUUUAAUUAUCUCACACUGGUAUUAAAUAUAGAAUACUUUUGUAAUGUUUAGAGUAGUUACAUGGAAACAGGUAUUUUCCAUUCAGUAUAUUAUCUUGAGUGUUUUUUGUAAUGUAUGUAAAUGUUUCCUACCUCUGGACCUCAGUUACCGGCCAGGUGGAUGUAUUUUAAAAAUUGUGUAUUAUAGUAUAACCGGAUCAUCUGUAUUAUGAAUCUCUUAAUAAAGAGUCUUAAAACUA